CAAUAAUACAAUGAAAUAAACUAAAAUUAAAUAAAAUGUAAUAGAUGUUAAAAUACCUUGAAAUAAUAUGAAAAACACAAAACACUACAAAUGGGUUUAUUUGGUAAACAGCGAAAAAUCGACGAAUGCACGAGUAAUUCCAGCUUAUACAAUCUACGAUAUGUUGCAAUAGAAAAGCCAAAAUGGAGGAACUUAUUUCGAAAAAGAAGUGCAGUACAAAUACCAACCUACCACGCCACCAACAUACAACCUAUGAAGGGCUGUCCCUGUGGCAGUGACGCGCCCUGCAAGAAGAAGGUGACCACACCAGGAGGAGUCACCAUACAUUAUCCACAGAAAAAGAAGAAACUAGGAAAACUCAGCGCUUCAAAGUCGCAGCCACAGAGACCAAAGGGAGUCGUGAAACUUGUCCCCACCAAGCCAAAAAUCCAGAUUGUAAAAGCAAGAAAGUUGCCAGCGUGGCUUGACAAGCUAUAAAUAAUAAAUACUCUACUAACCCAAAA
This is a messenger RNA of Aricia agestis (brown argus), 503 nucleotides long. RefSeq lists its product as uncharacterized. The transcript has 5 exons. The record is from RefSeq and is a predicted model, not a curated record. The coding region runs from base 91 to 477 and encodes 128 amino acids. Lineage: Eukaryota; Metazoa; Arthropoda; Insecta; Lepidoptera; Lycaenidae.